Molecule: messenger RNA, 2338 nt
Organism: Thamnophis sirtalis
Lineage: Eukaryota; Metazoa; Chordata; Lepidosauria; Squamata; Natricidae
Source: RefSeq, a predicted model, not a curated record
AUGAAGUCAACAUGAGUGGACUUCCCUCUUCUUUUCAAAUUUUAUUAAAGUUUGUUAGGUCAAGGAGGUCAAAGGAGGAAAAAAAGAGGUGAAAAGAGAAAGGCAAAAAAGUAGUGACUUUUCCCAACUUUUUUCAAUGCAGUAACAUUAAAAAGUGUUCCAGUAUGGAAUUCAAUGCAGGGAUUUCCAAAGUCAUCACUCGGUCAUCACUCGGUCACUUUUGCGUGGCCUCCUCCAUUUUGCUUGCUCUUCUCUUGCAGGUUGGGUGGCAGAGAGAGAGACCCCACGAUGGAGGAGAGGAAGAAGAAGAGCCCCAAGGCUCACCUCAGCCAACCGGUGCCUGCAAGUGCGCUGCGCAAGCUGCCUGGCCCGGCCAGCAAGAGUGCCUCUUUCUCGCUGGGGACGCCACACCUCCCGUCUCCAAGGCCAAGAGCCAAGUUUAAGAGAGCAAGCAAGGAGACGUCACGAGUUCCCCAGCUUGGGGGCAAUGCGGGGUCUGUGGUGGGCACCCCCCUGCAGCAUUCCUUCCUGACCGACGUCUCUGAUGUGUAUGAAAUGGAAGGGGGUCUCCUUAACCUGCUGAAUGAUUUCCAUUCAGGGAAGCUGCAAGCUUUUGGCAGAGAAUGUUCCUUUGAGCAGCUGGAACAUGUGCGGGAGAUGCAGGAGAAACUUGCCCGCCUGCACUUCAGCCUGGAUGUCUACGUGGAGGAACUUGUGGAAGAUCAGAAGAAAACUGUGGCUGACAGGAAUCUGGACCAGCUGUUGACCAAUCUGGAAGAACUCAGCAAUUCCAUGUAUCCUUUUUGUAGGGCCCAAUGGGGUUCUCCUGGCAAAUUGGUCCGGAGGUGGGAAAGGAAGAAGGAUGUGAAUGGGGUGCCAUUUCAGAGAACACUGUGGCCUAUGGGGAGGCAGUGUAUGGGUGUCCAUGGGGAUGGUGGUAUCUUGUGUAUAGGACUUCAUUGUGCUUUGUCCUGGACACCUGAGUCCAAGGGACAGCCAAUCUCUUGUCUACAACAACUCUAAUUAAGAUAAUCUAAUACAGUAUCUCUGCCAUUGGGUAACUUGUACAAAGUACAUGUAGUGCUUGACUUAACACCUUAAUGGAGCCUGGAAUUUCCAUAUGUCAUGAUGGUCAUAACUUGAGACACCCAUAGGAUCGCCUUGAUUUUACAACAUUUUUUGAAGCGGUUGCUAAGUAGAUGCUGUGCUUGUUAAGAGAACCCAUUGUCCACAAACUGGUAUUUACAUCCAUAAAACACCAUAAAUCAUGAUCAUAUGACCCUGCAAACAGCCAUAAAUACAGGCUGAUUGCUGAGCAUCCAACAUGCAACCAUGUGACUGCAGAUAGGGACAUGGCCAUUGGACCUCUGAAUGUGGGUUUUUGUACCUUUCAAUAAUUGCUAUGCAACCAGUUCUAAAUUGUGGAGUACAUGUAUUACAAGUGAGCUCCUUUCUCCCAUCAACAACCUGUGGACAAAAAUGCUAAUUUAUCUUAGAAGUUUGGUAACCAAAACAUUGCAAUCCAGGCUAAAAUGACCUUGGGUGGCUCAUGUGAAACUACCCACUCAAUUGUUACGAGAGCCAACCUGUGCUAAAUUACGGGAGUGCUAAAUUUUGCACCUUGCAUAAAUCCACAUUCGGUCAUAAAGCUCACAGACUGAUCUUGAGAACUGUCAGUGUGCAAUUAUUCCAUGAGCCACGUCUAUGUUGCUUGGUACUCCCAAAUCCAAGCCAGCAGUCUUAACAGAUGUUCCAAGUAGACAGGGUUGGUGUGGGUUACACUUCCAGGUUCCUCAAUGUUCAUGUUACAUCUUGCAGAUUCAAUAGAGAGCUACAAUCUAAACUAAGUCAGCAUGGCUGAUGUUCAUAACAAUAUUAUACUUCAUAGGAUGAACCAAUGGCAAAGAUGUCCCUGGGUGGAUGAGGGUCAAAGAAGGCAAGAUCAGCGUUUUUCAACUUUGGCAACUUUAAGAUGGUGGACUUCAUCUCCCAGAAUUCCCCAGCCAGCAAGUCUGUUGAGGUGCGCCCAUCUUAAAAGUUGACAAAGUUAAGAAACAUUAGUCAAGACAAGGACUGUAGCUACGCAAUCAAAGCCUUGCUCUUUUGUUUACAUGUAUUUGCACCUGUAAAAAAGGGUGGGACUUUCGUUGUGGCUGCCAUCUUGGCUUUUUUCACCCGGAUGCAAUCAUGCAUGAAGAUUAGCCAGGAUUCCUUGCCGUUGGUCAUUUGGACUGAGAUGGAUAGGAGCUGAAGUCCAAAACUUCAGGCAGCUGGUCUAUCCGAACUAUAGAAGCCCGGAGAAAUGGUUGCUCUCCGUCUCCUCCUACUCAUUUCUUAA